Molecule: messenger RNA, 1041 nt
Organism: Microbotryum saponariae
Lineage: Eukaryota; Fungi; Basidiomycota; Microbotryomycetes; Microbotryales; Microbotryaceae
Source: the annotation of a GenBank genome assembly
AUGCAGCAUAGCUAUGGAUUCGAGUAAGUGCCUUCAUGAACUGUGCUCUAGGUGUGGGAUUGUUCAGGAGCUAAUGGAAAACUACCAAACAGCAAUUCCCUUCAACACGUCUUCGUUGAAUGUCAACCCUCGAGUUGCUUUCCUCCACCAUCAAUUGGUGACUGCAUUCGUGAGUUUCACGUGACAUUGGCUGUGCACGCAGGUAUGACGGAAAAACUGAACGAGAAACAGACAUUGUAUCGUCAGUGACAGGAGGUGCCCUAUCAAAAGCGGGGGCACCCACCGUGGCCUGUCUGGGAAAACGACAUCGAUGCCCACAAACACCCCUUAUUCUACAACAACGCUCGUGAAGGAAGCAGGCCACGGGAAAAUACAGCGGAAGGAUUGACUUCGUACGGUUGAGAAUCCGGGUCCAUGGAACACUAGAUGUGAGUCUUCACUGUCAUUGCUACAGAUGGACAACAGCAAGAAUACUGAUAGUUGUAAUAAACGAAUCACGCAGAAAAACAGGCUCUGGUUCCGUGGAUUGCGGCUCACCAUCCCGUGGCAGAUCCUCAACGGCUCGGUUCGGUGGAGUGACCGUCGUGUUUGCAGGUGUGUGCCAAUCUUUCAAAAGCAAAGCGCAGGGCGGCAUGACUAACUGACCGGUUGGACUGUAACAUCACAGGAAAUCCGAAGCAAUGCCUUCCCGUUAUUCCAUGGCUCGGUUCGGUGGAGUGACCGUCGUGUUGGCAGGUGUGUGCCAAUCUUUCAAAAGCAAAGCGCAGGGCGGUGUGACUAACUGAUUGAUUGAACUGUAACAUCACAGGGGUUCCGAAGCGAUGCCUUCCCGUUAUUCCACGUCAUCGCCUGCACAAAUCGUCGACGCUUGCAUCAUGAAUGGCGACUUCUGGGGGGAUCUCUCUGUAAGUAGUAGUCCUUGCCUGACUUUUAGACCUAUACUAACAACAGCCCACGGUGCGAGCGCAGACAGACAUGCGUCUUCUGGCCGCUGCAGACCGCAUGACCGAAACGGAACGGGCAAAGGCAAUACGUCGAUAG